Piliocolobus tephrosceles (Ugandan red Colobus) is the source of this 5686-nucleotide messenger RNA. RefSeq names its product fem-1 homolog C (gene FEM1C). Gene Ontology annotation, molecular function: protein binding. The transcript is spliced from 3 exons. The record is from RefSeq and is a predicted model, not a curated record. NCBI's taxonomy places the organism in Eukaryota, Metazoa, Chordata, Mammalia, Primates, Cercopithecidae. The coding region runs from base 335 to 2188 and encodes 617 amino acids.
AUUCCUGUGGGGCGCGGGGCAUGGAGGAGCUGUGCGGCCGCAGGCGGAGCAGGGCGGCCCGGGCGGCGGCGGGGACAACGGUUUCCCUUUGAAGGGGACGGCCAGAGCCCGAGUGACCAGCGGCGGCGGGGAGGACUAGUCCCCGGGCAGUUUGGUUCCCUGGUUGUCAGAUGUUGGAAAGCAGUAGGACGGAACAUACUCUUCCUGGUUGUGUAUCCGUUCUGGGGUGCAGCAGUUAACAUUGAACUUUGGUUCCUGUGCCUCCUGCCUGUGUAGAUAAACUGGAGCUCUACUUCGAAAGAUAAAUAAAGCACAGCCUCUCAACUGGACAUAAAUGGAUCUAAAGACAGCAGUAUUUAACGCAGCUCGGGAUGGCAAACUCCGGCUUCUCACCAAAUUGUUGGCAAGCAAAUCCAAAGAGGAGGUUUCCUCCUUGAUCUCUGAAAAAACCAAUGGGGCCACGCCCCUCUUGAUGGCCGCCAGGUACGGGCACCUUGACAUGGUCGAAUUCCUCCUAGAGCAGUGCAGUGCUUCCAUAGAAGUUGGGGGCUCCGUCAAUUUUGAUGGCGAAACCAUUGAGGGGGCUCCCCCUUUAUGGGCUGCUUCUGCAGCAGGACAUCUGAAGGUGGUCCAGUCCUUGUUAAAUCAUGGAGCAUCUGUCAACAACACGACUUUAACCAAUUCAACUCCUCUUCGAGCUGCGUGUUUCGAUGGCCAUUUGGAAAUAGUGAAGUACCUCGUAGAACACAAAGCUGAUUUGGAAGUGUCAAACCGACAUGGGCAUACGUGCUUGAUGAUUUCAUGUUACAAAGGACAUAAAGAGAUUGCUCAGUAUUUACUUGAAAAGGGGGCAGAUGUUAAUAGAAAAAGUGUUAAAGGUAAUACUGCAUUGCAUGAUUGUGCAGAAUCUGGAAGUUUGGACAUCAUGAAGAUGCUUCUUAUGUAUUGUGCCAAGAUGGAAAAGGAUGGUUACGGAAUGACUCCCCUUCUCUCGGCGAGUGUGACUGGUCACACAAACAUUGUGGAUUUCCUGACACACCAUGCACAGACCAGCAAGACAGAACGUAUUAAUGCGCUAGAGCUGCUGGGAGCUACAUUUGUAGACAAAAAAAGAGAUCUGCUUGGGGCUUUGAAAUACUGGAAAAAGGCAAUGAACAUGAGGUACAGUGAUAGAACUAAUAUUAUUAGUAAACCAGUGCCACAGACACUAAUAAUGGCUUAUGAUUAUGCCAAGGAGGUGAACAGUGCGGAAGAGCUAGAAGGUCUUAUUGCUGAUCCUGAUGAGAUGAGAAUGCAGGCACUAUUAAUCAGAGAACGUAUUCUUGGUCCUUCUCAUCCUGAUACCUCUUACUAUAUUAGAUAUAGAGGUGCUGUCUAUGCAGACUCUGGAAAUUUCAAACGAUGCAUCAACCUAUGGAAGUAUGCUUUGGAUAUGCAGCAGAGCAAUUUGGAUCCUUUAAGCCCAAUGACUGCCAGCAGCUUAUUAUCUUUUGCAGAACUAUUCUCCUUUAUGCUACAGGAUAGGGCUAAAGGCCUGCUGGGUACUACUGUUACAUUUGAUGAUCUUAUGGGCAUACUUUGCAAAAGCGUCCUUGAAAUAGAGCGAGCUAUCAAACAAACUCAGUGUCCAGCUGACCCAUUACAGUUAAAUAAGGCCCUUUCUAUUAUUUUGCACUUAAUUUGCUUGUUAGAGAAAGUUCCUUGUACUCUAGAACAGGACCAUUUCAAAAAGCAGACUAUAUACAGGUUUCUUAAGCUGCAUCCAAGGGGAAAGAAUAACUUCAGCCCUCUUCAUCUGGCUGUGGACAAGAAUACUACAUGUGUAGGGCGGUACCCUGUUUGUAAAUUUCCAUCUCUACAAGUUACUGCGAUACUGAUAGAAUGUGGUGCUGAUGUGAACGUCAGAGACUCGGAUGACAACAGUCCCCUACAUAUCGCUGCUCUUAACAAUCAUCCAGACAUCAUGAAUCUCCUUAUUAAAUCAGGUGCACAUUUUGAUGCCACAAACUUGCACAAACAAACUGCUAGUGACUUGCUGGAUGAGAAGGAAAUAGCUAAAAAUUUGAUCCAGCCUAUAAAUCAUACCACAUUGCAGUGUCUUGCUGCUCGUGUCAUAGUGAAUCAUAGAAUAUAUUAUAAAGGGCAUAUCCCAGAAAAGCUAGAGACCUUUGUUUCCCUUCAUAGAUGAUAACUUGACUGUAUUUUAGCACUGUUAAAGCACGAAUUGGUAACAGUUGUUUCAUAAAUGAGCACUGUUGUGAUAACACCAGCAUUCAUUUAGCUUGAUUGAUAUCAUCGUGCUCUCAUUGGCUAAAGCAUUAUAAGCAUCAAAUUUACAACAUUGGUUUCCCAGUAUUUAAUAUAAAUAUACCAUAUAAUAUAUUGUUUGUGAAUUAUUGAGAAAUGUAACAUUCAGAUUUCUAAAAUUGUCUGCCAAAGGCUUAUUCAUUCUGGUUUUGUUUGCUGUUGGGUGUUUGCGGCAGAGUUAACCAAUUUUCCAUGGUGUCUUUAUACUUUACUGGUUUGUGAAUUUUAUACAAUUGAAAGUCUUUUUUCCUUGCUGCUUUCUUCUCUUCUCAAGUUUCCCCCGUUUCUACUUUAUUUUUUGUUCUAACCAUUUCUACUACAGUUUUUUCCUUAUGGACCCAUGCUAGGUUGUACAAACUUUAAGGACUCCUUACCAUUUGCAGUUACCAUAAGUGCUUUAUCUUCUCUAUGCACAGGCUUCAACUUGACUGUUGUAUGUUAGCAUAUUUUCUAUGCAGCAGUUGGUCACCUUCAACUCAAAACACUGUUUUCUUAUGUUUGUUACAAAGUUAAUUUUUUGAAAGUACUCAGUAGCAUGACAAUUUUUAGACCUGCAGGUUAGCUAUUUUAGCUCAAGCUUUUUUGUUUGUUUUUCCUUCAUUUUCUUCGCAUCUGAGGUUUCUUUCUCUAAUCCACUGAAAUUAUUGUGUGCUAAAUUUGGGAAACAGAUCUAUUCUAACUCAUUAACCCAGUUGAAAUUUAGGUCUGUCAUCUUAAUAUAUCAUGCAGUAAAAGGAAGAAUCUUUUUAAAGUGACUCACCUUUCAUGCUGCUCCAGCAUUGUCCUGCUUGUGCUGAUGGUGUGAUUAGGUGUAGAGAAUUUGCUUAAAUUUAACCUCAAAGUUUAUCACACAGCUUAAUGAGUCACAUUGAAAUAUUCAGUAAUUGAACUGCAAAUCACUUUUAGUUACAAAAAGAGCUAAAGCAUGUCAGUGGCAUGAUGCUUGCCAAGCCAGAUCUAGGCAUCUAGGAUAAUUAAGGUAUUUUAGUACGCAAUUUACUGCCAUAAUAUCAAAGGUCAGUAACAGUGUUCUUUCUUUCUUCAAGCUUACGUAUACCUUUAAAGAUAACUUGCAUGAAUUACUUUGAUUACUUUGGUCUCAAUUAUUUGUCACCCUAGUUAAACAUGAAAGGUUGCAGUGCUUCCUGUUCCCUUACUGGAAGUUAGCUUUUUCUUUUCUCUUCCUUUCUUCCUGCCUUUCUCUCUCUCUCUCUCUGUCUCUCUCUCUCUCUCCUUUCUUUCUCUUUCUCUCUCUCUCCUUUCUUUCUCUUUCUCUCUCUCUCCCCUUUCUUUCUCUUUCUCUCUCUCUCCUUUCGUUCUCUUUCUCUCUCUUUCUCUCUCUCUUUCUCUUACAGAUUGGCUAAUGCCACAGAAAGGGCUCUUUUAACUUAAGAUAAGUGAAAAGUACGAAAAAAGAUUCAGGUAAUUAUCAUUCAGCACUUUAUUGUAAUUCAGAAUAAAAUUUAUGAUGGCAUAUUUGCCCUGCAUAUGUCUUAAUGAAGUUGUUCUGAAUAAAAAGCUCCUUAUUGAUUUGAGAAAAACUCAGUUUACCUGUGAGUUUAAUGAGCUGGAUCACUCACUUGGAUUUUUUGUGUUGACAUUUUAUUCUGAGGGUUGAUGUUACACUAUUUAAGGCGUCAUCAAUGCAAACAGUCACAUUAGGUUUGUCAUCAUAUUUAGUUAGUAAAAACCUUGUAAUGAAGUGUAGUAAAUAAGAGAACGUUAGACUUUUUGGUUAAAUAAUUGAUUUAAUUUUUAAAAGAUAUUCUUACUCAUUUGCUUGGUUGUAAAUUUAAUUUCACCAUUAAGAAAAGGUAAAUUGGAUAUAAAUGAGUGCUCUCCAACCUUUUGAUGAAGAGGUUUUACUAUCUCUUAUUGUGGGAAAAUUUGAUGAAAUAUUUGAACUGUCACAUGUAUUAAUACUUUGUGAUUUAGACCAAUAUUCUAGAAAUAUCAAAUGUCAGUAUUUUGAAAUCAUCUGCCUCUAACUUUGUGGUAUAAGAAUUAUAUAUCAAUAAGCUAUUAUUUUUAUAAAGGAAAACUUUGCCAUUAUAGUAAAUUACAUUAGUUGAUCUCAAUAAUUUGAGGAUAAAAGAUGACAAUUGGAUUUUUAAUUGAUUUAGUAUUUCCUCCUCCUCUUUGGGGGCUGGGUGGGAGGCUUAUAUGUUCUUAGAGUGAGGCCCAUCUCACUGUUUUGCAGCUGAAUUUGAAUUUUGCAACUUCUGUGUAAAGUAAGGAUUUCUUUAAAUAGCAUUUUUGCACCACUAAAAAUAGAUAACUUAGAACUCAGUCUUGAUAACUGAAAUGACUUAUUUCACUUAGAAUACAUUUCUCCCUUCUCUGCCAUCUCCGCAAAUGCCAUUGGGAGGUUUUGAAAACCCGGUUCAUUUAAUAGCUCAAAAUUGUCCCUGAUUUUAUUUUCUUUUAGGGAAAAUUGUUUCAUAAAUGUGACACUGAUAAAGCCUUUGUCAGAAAGUAUUCUCAAAAUUAUGAGAUGGAUUAUAACAAAAUACUUAAAUUUGUGUUAUUUUUUGAACCACAGAUGAGUACAUUUAAUAAUGAACCAGUUACACUCAUGUGAGUCUAACUAAACUGUACACUGUAGCAUGGUGUUAUUGACUGGAGUUAAUGUGUAAAGUUAUUAACAUUUCUAUGAAAAUACCCUUUUGGGGCCUUCUGAAUUUUAGAUGUUCCACUGUUUUGAUCAUUCCUGUAAAAGAAAUGGUCAUUUUACUCAGAUGCCAGUCUACUUUAUAAAGACAAAUGGAUUAUAGACUUAAAAAAGUCAUUUUUCUUAUUCAUAAAUCUGACAGGCAUAAACUCAAAUCAAAGAUAAUUUGGUGCCCAUUAUGAAUUUGAAGUUCAGUGAUAGCUCUGUAAUGUGACUACCUUAAUGUGUAUAGAGACCCCGGUCUACUAUGAUUUGGGAAAAUUGUUUAGGUUAUAUGGGAAAAGUAGCUCUUUAAAAAUCAUACUGCCCAACAGAAACCUUAGGCUGAAUUUACAAGUAUGAUAAUUUUUAAUUAAUUUUCUUAGAAUUGUGCAGGCUGGAUGAGAUAAUAAUAUACUCUUUUACACUGUAACAGCAGCAUUAUUGCCUAGAACUUUAACCAUUAUAGGGUUAGAUACUAAGGAAACAAACUAAUUGGUCAUCAUCAUUUUCUUUUUCUCUUUUUCUUUUCUUGUUUUUUUUUUUUUUUUUUUUUUUGCCCUUAUGUAUCACUAAACAACUAGUUUCUCUCCCUUUUGUCAGUUCCCAUUGUGUGUUUUUUCAAAAGAAGUACUGUAUUCGGAUGCCAGCUAAUAAAUUGUCACACAAUGGAAAAUCAUAUGCCACAACAUUCAUUGUAAGGUUUAAUAAAAUUAAAUUUGCACCAAA